AUGCCUCGUCCUGCGGCCAAGCGGAAUCGCUCACUGAAAGCAAUCCAAGUGACUAGAUCAAAGGCCGCACAGGAGGAGCCGGCGUCUGCUGAACCCAGCGACGUCCCUGCGCCCCGAUCCCCCUCGGCCGAAAACGCGUCCAAAGGCCCAAAGCGCGCACUUCGAAGUCAGACGCCCUUGGCGCAACGAAACGAGAAUGCCAUUGCUUCAUCGCCUGGGGGUGAUCAGCUCGGUACGGGAAGUCGACCCGGGACGGGCAGUCGGCCACCAACCCGAUCGCGAGGAUAUUCCUCGACACUUUCUCUCGCGGGGCGCAAAGGUGACACGGGCUCACGCAUCCCCGGGACGCCUGGCUUUGAGAACUCUGUCCUAGGAAACUUUCGACGACGCCCGCGACAGCAGAGUAUUCUUCAUAUGAUGCAGGCGGAGGACGACACGCUGGAGCUGGAGGAUGACGAUUUAUUGGGGGGGCUCAGUCCCGAGGAUGAAUCAACAACACCCCUCCGGAUUCCUCGGGGUAAAUCGCUGCUGAUCUCCCAGGACGAUACCUUACAGACGCCGUCGAAAUCCACACCUUCAUCUCCGGGGUCACGAAAGCGCAGGCGGUCUGCUGAAGAGCAGAUGAUCGAGGUUCAAGUACCUCAGUCGCCCUCAGUGGUGAUCAAUAAUUCCGUGGUCGAGACGGUGGCAGAUACGCCAAAUACGACGCAAAUCCCGCAAAGCCAGUCUAUUCCGCCAAGUCAAACCAUCCCACAAUCGCAAACGUCUGAUCUGUACCAGAGUACACCGCAGCCUCUACGGUUUGCCGAUAUUCUGAGUCAAACCAUGCUUCCUCCCGCCAGCAGUCCGAUGAGCUCAAUCGCGGUCACCCCCGGUUCACCUGCAGCGCCCGUUCAGAAGGGUCGGCGAGGGAGGAAACCGCGAGACCUUGCACAUCUAUCGACUGCAAUAUUACAAGAAAAGGCACUUCCACGACGGCGUAAACCUCGCCGUCGAGGCCGCACGCUGGGUGAAUAUGAAGUACCCAGCGAUGAGGAGGAGGAUGGCGAUGAAGACGGUCAUGGGAGCGAUGAGGCCAUCCACCAUGCGGCAUCGGAUGAUGAGGACGAGCUCAACCACCAACCUACGAGACGGACACGGCGGAGUGGUGGCUCCGCCAAACUAAAGCCUCUCGGGAACGCGCGUGAUAAAUCGAGACUGAACAGUCCCACCAAGACGAGAACCCGAUCCAAGUCAGCGCCACGAGGAAAAUCCGUGGAAGCCCAGGGAUCUGUGCGGCGUUCGCGAUCAAGAAAAAGCGUAGGCACGGAUAAGGAGAAUAAUGCACAGGUGCCAUCUCGAUCAUCAUCCCCCUUGUCCUCUCCGCCUGAAUCGGAUGGAUCAGAUUCUGAACCAGAAGCCGAAAUUGAAAAGGCGCCUCGCCGUAUUGUGAGCGCAGAACUACGCGCCGCGGUGGAGAAAUUCAAAGAGGUGGAUCAGUGGCAGAUGGAGUUUGAGGAUGUCUCUGGGUCGGAGGAAUAA
This is a messenger RNA of Penicillium oxalicum, 1521 nucleotides long. RefSeq lists its product as uncharacterized. Lineage: Eukaryota; Fungi; Ascomycota; Eurotiomycetes; Eurotiales; Aspergillaceae. The transcript has a single exon. Bases 1 to 1521 code for a protein of 506 amino acids. The record is from RefSeq and is a predicted model, not a curated record.